CUGCUAUCUACGAACUAGAUCUGGAAAUUCACAUGUUUUGCCUACAUUCAGCAUUAGGUGAGGAAGGGGCGGUGUGGGAUCUGGGAGCUUAAGAGCUUGGCAUUUGGAGCUCGACGGGCUCUUGCGUUCAUGUUCCGUGGGCUCUGUUGGUUGUAACGAGGUUUGAUGUAGGCUAUCAAGUCACGACUUAAGUGACACAGGUGGUAAAGGGUGCGGGGUUGUAAGCGGUGGCCAAGAUUUGAACAUCUUUUAAACAAACACUGCGGCAUUUGAUGCAGAAGUAGGGAAAUACAGGGCAAAGACCACAGAUAGUUGCAAGAAAGGUUCAGUAAGAUGGCGACCAAACCAGGUGUGCUGUCAGAAUGGCCUUGGCAGAGGAUGGGCAACUAUAAGUAUGUGCUUUACGCUCCAUAUGUGGCUGCGGCAGCUUACGAGUGGGGCUACCAGGGCAAAGCAAACGAGUUCAUUGCUUACAACGCACACCUUGGGGUUAUUGCCGCCCUUCGCUACGUGGUUAUGCAGAUCUGGACUUCCAUAGCUCGCUUUCCCUGGCUUGUGGGGAAGUACCAGAUAUCAUCAAAGGGGAUAGAUUUCAAGCAAGUUGAUAGAGAGGACAGCUGGGACGACUUCAUCUUGUUCAACAGCCUGGGGCUGACCCUGCUGGGCCUGGUGCUGCCCGGGUGGCAGACGCUGCCGCUGGUGAACGGGCACGGCCUGGUGGUGAUGCUACUGCUGCACGCCAGUGUGGCGGAGUGGCUCUACUACUGGUUCCACCGCGCGCUGCACCACCACUGGCUCUACACGCGCUACCACUCGCACCACCACCAGUCCUUUGUCACCGAGCCCAUCACAGGGUCGGUGCACCCCUUUCUGGAGCACGUGGGGUAUAUUGCCAUUUUUGCGCUGCCAGGCGUGCUGACUUAUGUGGGGGGUCAAGGGUCGAUUGCCAUGAUCUAUGCGUACCUGCUCACAUUCGACUUCCUCAACGGCCUGGGCCACUGCAACUUCGAGUUCAUCCCCACCUGGUUCUUCAAGGCCUUCCCCCCCCUCAAGUACCUCAUUUACACCCCCUCGUACCACUCUCUGCACCACACGCGCGUCCACACAAACUUCUCGCUCUUCAUGCCGCUGUAUGACUACCUAUAUGGCACAGUCGACAAUGACAGCGACACGCUCUACGAGCAGACCAUAAAAGGAGUCCACCCCGGCCCGGACGCCAUCUUUUUGGCCCACGGCAUGGACGUCGGCUCGUUUGUGCACGGCUGCUUUGGCAUUCGCGGGCUGGCCUCCCACCCGUACUAUCCUUCGUGGGUGGUGUACCCGCUGCUCCCGCUGGCCACCCUGCUCACCAUCUUCUGCUGGCUCAUUGACGCCAAGCCCUGGGCCGUGGAUCGCCGCUCCCUGCGCGGAAACAAGAUCGAGCUCUGGACCGUGCCCCGGAUGGGCCUCCAGUACUUCUUCCCCUCUGAGAGGCCCAAGAUCAACCGCCUGAUCCUUCAGACGCUCAAGAAGUGCGACGCGAACGGUGUGAAAGUCUUUGGACUGGGCGCACUGAACAAGAGCGAGGCGCUGAACCAGGGGGGCGAGAUCUACCGGAAGGACAUCGAGGGGCUGCGCAUGCGCGUGGUGCACGGCAACACGCUGACCGCGGCCUCCAUCCUGCACCGGCUGCCGCAGGACUGCGACGAGAUCUUCUUGACGGGGGGCACCUCCAAGCUGGGUCGGGCGCUCGCCCUCUACCUCGUGCGGAAGGGGGUCCGCGUGCUGCUGCACACGAAGUCUCAGGAGCGGUUCCAGGCCAUUGUCGACGAGGCCGCGCCCGAGCAUCGAAAAUACUUGGUCUGGUCUCCCAACUUAACGGAUGGCAGCCACUGCAAGAACUGGGUGGUUGGGCGGUGGCACUCGCGCAAGGAGCAGGCGUUCGCCCCGGCUGGGACGCACUUCCACCAGUUCGUGGUCCCGCUCAUGACGCCCGCCAGGAAGGACUGCACCUACAGCAAGCAAAUAUGCAUGCGGAUGCCCAAGGAUACCCAGGGUCUGGGUCACUGCGAGUUGAACUUACAGAGGAAUACCGUGCACGCGUGCCAUGCUGCCGUCAUCGUGCACUUAUUAGAAGGGUGGGACUUCCACGAGUUGGGCUCUAUUAACGUAGAUCGCAUUGACGAAAAUUGGGAGGCCGCUUUGAAGCACGGAUUUGAGCCCGUUUCUUGAGCGCAGACAGCCCCUCCGCUGGCAAAUGUGGUCAAACAGGGUUGAUAGUUGUAUUCUCAGCGAGGUGAUGCGUCCGUGUUGCAAGAGUAGGGUUCAUGUGCAGUAGCCGCCAGCGGACCGUAGGAAGGCACCUUCCUGCUUUUGUAGCUCCAGCGCAGCUACGUGCAAGGUGUGAAGGCCGCCCGCGAGGUGGCAACUCCCAAGGAGCAUCCAGCUCGAAAUUUUGGAGACUGUCUGCACUUCCGGCAAGGGCCUGAGGUAGCAGCGUUUGGUAAAAUUGAGUGACUUCCAAUAAGGCCCUCUCGAAGAAACGCUUUACAACUGGUUUCGCAUUUGACGACCGUACCUGCCCAAAUCGCAGGGCGAGGCAGUUGCAUUUUUACCAGACUGUUGACCAGACUGUCAAUGUGCACGGCCGAGUAUAUUUCUUAGUCAUGGCAUGCCCAGG
Molecule: messenger RNA, 2659 nt
Organism: Klebsormidium nitens
Lineage: Eukaryota; Viridiplantae; Streptophyta; Klebsormidiophyceae; Klebsormidiales; Klebsormidiaceae
Source: the annotation of a GenBank genome assembly